Messenger RNA from Mugil cephalus (flathead mullet), 2239 nucleotides. RefSeq names its product ubiquitin conjugating enzyme E2 M (gene ube2m). NCBI's taxonomy places the organism in Eukaryota, Metazoa, Chordata, Actinopteri, Mugiliformes, Mugilidae. The transcript is spliced from 6 exons. Bases 174 to 731 code for a protein of 185 amino acids. The record is from RefSeq and is a predicted model, not a curated record.
GGCCUCCGUGUAAUUAGUUGAGACGCACCGGCUCCAUCCACACUACGGUGCUGUUAGGACUCACCCGACUCCCCCCCACAAAAAAAACAAAAAAGAAAUCCACGCCCGACAAAGACAGACUGAGGCACCGAAGGGAAACAAAGUUUAGGGAUCCGAUUAUCAAAUAUCUGAAGAUGAUUAAGCUCUUUUCCCUGAAGCAGCAGAAGAAAGACGAGGAAUCUGCUGGAGGAAACAGAACAGGAGCCGGGGGUAAAAAAGCCAGCGCGGCCCAGCUCCGAAUACAGAAAGACAUCAAUGAGUUGAACUUGCCAAAGACGUGUGAGAUCAACUUCCCUGAUGACGACGACCUGCUCAACUUCAGACUCAUCAUCUCACCAGACGAGGGUUUUUACAAAGGAGGAAAGUUUGUCUUCAGCUUUAAGGUAGGACAGGGUUACCCCCAUGACCCUCCCAAGGUAAAGUGUGAGACGAUGGUGUAUCACCCCAACAUUGACCUGGAGGGAAACGUCUGCCUAAAUAUCUUAAGAGAGGACUGGAAGCCUGUGUUGACAAUAAACUCCAUCAUCUACGGUCUACAGUAUCUAUUUCUAGAGCCUAACCCCGAGGAUCCGUUGAACAAGGAGGCAGCAGAGGUCCUCCAGACGAACCGGCGGCUCUUCGAGCAGAACGUCCAUCGCUCGCUGAGGGGCGGCUAUGUGGGCGCCACCUACUUCGAGAGAUGUCUUAAAUAACUCGGCGUCCCGUGAUCCUCCAAACUCCCCCCCCUACCCACCCUUCCACCUUCACUCCUCACCUCCUCAACCCCCCCCCCCUCCCCCUGCCUUACCCCUUUCCUCCUUCCCCCUUUCCUCCUCAGUCCUGCUCGUUGGCUGAAGCAGGAGCUGUGGCAACAGAAAGCAGCACGCCAGAAGACGCUUUUCUGAUUUAAAACAUAAGAAGAAAAAAAAAAACUCCACCCUCUCCUCCUCCCGCCCCUCACCCUUUUCUCUUCCCCCUUCUUCCCAUAUUUCUCUCUGUUUUACUUCCAAGACGCAGCAUUCAACCGUUUACACGCCACAGCAGGACGCCGACACACGCAACACGCACCUGACUGGACUCCAAAAGAUGGCCGACAGCAGCCAGCUGCCAAUGAUGGCGAAGGAGGAUGGACGGGGGAGGGAGGGAGGGAGGGAGGUGUGGGUGAUCAGUGAAUGUUGCUCGGGUCAGCUGAUGAUUCGGUGAACGCCAGAACGCUGAUGAUGAUGAUAAUGAUGAUACCCAUACGAUUUUUUUUUUUUUUGUGAUUUUUUUUUUUUUUUUUAAUUUUGCGUUUGGCGGAGACACCUGACGUCAGGCGAGUGGCCAAAAGGCCACGCCCCCUCCCUCUCGCCACUGUUCGUUCAUUUGUUACACAACCAGCAGCAAACUCCAAACUCCUCUCGACUCCCGCGCGGGUUGUCCCUGGCUUGGCUGGCGAGAUCCUGACAGUUUCUCUAGCGACGGAUGCUCUGCAACUGGAUGGAAGCGCUUGUGACGCUUUGUGGGAGGGGCUUACGAAUCAGUGACGGAACAGAACCGCCUUAAAUUGAGUUUUUAGCUGCACCUGUAGGUAUGACGACUUCAGACAAGGGGCGGGGACUUGUCUGGGUGGGAGGAGCUCUUAGUGACAGUGCGAAAUGGGAGAGAUUUGAUGAAGCGGGAGGGGCUGGUGAGUCAUAAAGGAGCAGACAUGCCUUAAAUUCUUUAAAGACCACGUCAGCGGAGAGAGUCCACAGGUCGUUGCGUAACAGCGUCCAAGUAGAGGGAGGAUCUCGGGGAAGCAAAUGGAAGCUGGAAUCCUGGUCACAUGACCCUGCUGAUUAGCUGUGGGUGUGCCGGGUGGUUUCUAUGGAAACGCGCUGGAAUAGAUCAGUUUGGAGUUUGCUGCUCAACACACACACACACACACACACACACAAACAAAAAUCAAACACACAACGUUGGCGGGCGGAGCGUUGUAUCAGGUGGGCGGGGCUGUCAUGGGGUGGGUGGGUGGAUUGGGGGGAGGGGGGGUUGUGUGUAUGUUUAAAGGAGUUUAGGAUGUGGGUGGGGUUACGGGGAGGUUGCAUUUGAUUUUCAUUUUGGGAGGGGUUGCUGCGGGUGGGGUCAAAGAGGGGAGGGGCUUAAAAUGUUAGGAUUCUAUUGUGUAUAUUGAAACCCCAGCUGUUCACAUUGACUGCAAUAUGAUUUAUGUUAAAUAAAAUAUGAACUUGAAUGAUUA